Hippocampus zosterae (dwarf seahorse) is the source of this 4804-nucleotide messenger RNA. RefSeq names its product palladin, cytoskeletal associated protein (gene palld). Bases 143 to 4255 code for a protein of 1370 amino acids. The transcript has 21 exons. Lineage: Eukaryota; Metazoa; Chordata; Actinopteri; Syngnathiformes; Syngnathidae. The record is from RefSeq and is a predicted model, not a curated record.
CCCGAGAGGUGGUCCCGCUAUCUCCCUUACGGACCAAUAAGGACGGUGACGCUUCUUCCUUCUUGGGCUCAUUCUUGAGGCGAAACUGUAAAGAGAAAAGGCAAGAAAAGAAGGAACUCUGGACGAGAAGCUCACUUGAAGGAUGCAGGACGGGAGUUGGAACCAGCCACUCCCCCCGAUCUCGGUGCUGCUCAAGGACUCUGCGGAAGGUGCUGCCGCCGCCGCCGCCGCCCUAGAGGGGGAUGCCGGACUCCUGACUGAGCCUGACGCUGGCGACGGGGACUGCGCCGACCUCACUGCCUUCCUGAGCGCCGAUGAGAUCAACCGCAGUCUGGACCUGGCCUGGGAGGCUUUCGAGGAAACGGCAGAGAAUCAGCAUUUGGACCCCCAACAGACUCCUUUGAACGACAGUGAAGUUGUCCAGGAAAUCAAAACCUCCAACACGGAUGACACCACUGCGCCUCUUCGUCAGGCGGAUGGGUCCUCACCUGAUAAGUUGAGCCGCCUCAAGCCGGUGCCGCCGGUCUACAAGCAGGAUAAACCUCGACUCCUUCACGAAGGCUUGGAGCUAAACGACCGCGCGUCUUCGGCCUCGGACUUCUGCAGCCGCGCUGCUACCUUCAUCGAGGAGCUGUCAUCCAUUUUUAAAGGUUCCUCUCACCUGGAGCAUGGUGGGGAGGAGGAGUCGUCCUCCCCCGAUAGCGGAUAUCUGUCACCCGGGAACCAGCGGCCGGGCCCUCAAGGGACCCCGGCCGUGCCCGUCACCACCCGCCAGACGGAGCAGACGCAGCAAGCGGGACCUCCGGAGGGGGCGCCGGUCGCUCCCGAGCAGCAACCUGCUGGGGGUGCGCCGGCCCCAUCGGCACCCUUGGCGCCGCCGUGCUUCGUGCAGAAGCUGAAAAGUCAGGAGGUGGCGGAGGGCAGCCCCAUUCGUCUGGAAUGCAGAGUCAGUGGAAACCCACUGCCACUCAUCAGGUGGUUCUGCGAGGGUCGCGAGCUGCACAACUCCCCCGACAUCAACAUCUGGCAAGAUGGUGAACUUCACACGCUGGUGAUCGCCGAGGCCUUUGAGGACGACACGGGACGCUACACCUGCGUGGCCUCCAACAGCCUCGGGGCGGACAACACUUCGGCCGAGGUUUACAUUGAAGGCGCGUCGUCAUCAGACUCAGACGGAGAAGGCUCGCCGUCCAAGUCCAGAUCGGCAAGCAUGCCCGUACUGCAGAAGAAAACGACUUCCAUGUGCCUGACGAUACGCUCGGCGUCUCCCAAAACUCCGGAGGUGCUGCCUCAUCGCUCCACGCUGGUCCAGUCAUUGUCGCAGCCUUCGCAAAGGACGCAGAGCCCGGUGUCGUCGUUGUAUGGCGGCGAUGGCUCGGGUCCGCCUAUAUUCACAAAAUUGCUGCAGGAUACGCAGGCGUCCGAAGGUCAGGUGGUAGUUCUGGAGUGCAGGGUCCGUGGGGGCCCCCCUGUGCAGGUCAGGUGGUACCGCCAAGGCGAUCAGAUCUUGGACUCUCCGGAUUUUAGGAUUCUCCAGAAAAAACCCCGAUCGGCGGCAGAGUCAGAUGAGAUCUGCACCCUGGUGAUUGCUGAGGCCUUUCCGGAAGACGGCGGCUUGUUCUGCUGCACCGCCUCCAACCCGUAUGGUUCAGUGAACAGCUCCGCCCAACUCACUGUAACAGCGGGAGCCGAGGACUCCUCCUCCAGUAACGGUGUGUCUGGAGAUAGUUCUGCGCUAGAGGAUGGGGCGUCCUUCCCCCCACCGCCCCCACCCCCGCCCACCGAGAUCAGCCUGCUGGAACUACCACCCAAGAUGCCGCCUCAGGAAGUAGAGCUGUGGUCUCCGGAGCCCGAGGAAAGGCAUGAUGAGAUGAGCUGCGUGCCCAAUGGCCAACCCGACUCCCUGCCAUCUCCACCAUCAGAACCCGCACCCCCACCUCCUCCUCCGCCGCCUCCGCCUCCCCCUCCUCGGCGAUUUCCAUCAGACUCACCUCCCACCCCUGGAAGGCCGUCCCCAAGCCUCGGGAGGGAGGCCCUGCCACUUCCCACCAAGCCCAAACCAAAACUGAACGCGUCGCAGCUGAAGCAGCUUCAGGAGCAGAUUUUAUUGGAGCAGCGGGAAGCCGCCAUCUGGCAACAGCGAAACCAGGAAGUCCCGCCUCCGCCGCAGGAAGCGCCACCGUCCGACUCGCCGUCCCCGCCCCUCCCUCCUCCUCCCUACCUCCAGGAACUGGAGAGCAGCGCCACCAUGCAGGCCAGCACCUUCAACUACGCGCGGCCCAAGCAGUUCAUCGCCGCCCAGAGCCCCGGCGGGGUCGUCGGCGGCUACGCCGCCCACUCCUCGGGGUCCUCGGGCUCCAACUUGUCGUCCCCGCUGUCACCGCCCACCUCACAUAAAGCCUUGGGCAAGAUGGCCGCGCCGCCGUUCUCCAAGGGCGUGGACUCGCCGGGCUCGCCGUCCUUCCCGCCCCCGCCCCCGCCCUUCUUCAUGUCCGCUAACCUGCCUUCGCCGUCGGGCGGCGCCCAGGACUUCCCACCGCCACCUCCUCCCCCUCCCCCUCCCCCGCCGCCCGCAUGCGUGUCCCCCACCCUCUCGGACGCGUCUUCGCCAUUCUCCUCCGUCCCGCCGUCUCCGGCUUCCAGCUUCCUGUCUUCGGUGUUGCCGGCCACGCCCACCAUGCCGGGUAGCCCCACAGUCAAUGCGCUGGGCCUCCCCAAAGGAAACGGCACUGUCAAGGCCUUCCCCAAGAAGUCGCCGGCCACUCGCACGUCUCGCAUGGCGUCCGACUCCGACAUCCAGGGCUCCAAAGACGCCGUCAUCCAGGACCUGGAGCGGAAACUGCGCUUUAAAGAGGAGCGUGUCAGCAACGGCCAACAGAGGCUAACCUACGAGGAGAAGAUGGCUCGCAGGCUGCUGGGCGCCGACAGCGCCGCCACCGUCUUAAAGACGCAGGACGCCGAGGAGGAGCCCGUCGCCACGCAGGAGUACAAGGUGUCCAGUUUCGAGCAGCGCCUGAUCAGCGAGAUCGAGUUCCGACUGGAGCGCUCGCCGGUCGAGGAGUCGGACGACGACGUGCAGCACGACGCCGAGCGCGCGGCCGGCGACGGGGCCCCGCCCACUUUUCACAACAAACUCAAACACUACAAAGUGUUUGAGGGCAUGCCCGUCACCUUCAGCUGCAAAGUGCACGGGGACCCCAAACCAAAGGUGUACUGGUUCAAAGACGGCAAGCAGAUCUCCAAGCGCAGCGAGCACUACCGCAUCGGCCGCUCCGCCGACGGCACGUGCACGCUGCGCACCGCCGCCGCCUCCCUGGACGACGACGGCAACUACACCGUCAUGGCGGGAAACCCCGAGGGCCGGGUGAGCUGCACGGGCAGGAUGAUGGUGCAAGCCGUCAACCAGCGAGGUCGCAGCCAGCGCUCGGCGCCGGGACACAUGCGCAGGCCGAGGUCGCGGUCCCGAGACAGUGGCGACGAGAACGACAACAUCCAGGAGCGCCACUUCCGCCCGCACUUCCUGCAGGCGCCCGGCGACCUCAUCGUGCAGGAGGGACGACUUUGUCGCAUGGACUGCAAGGUGAGCGGCCUGCCCACUCCGGACCUGCUGUGGCAGCUCAACGGUCAGACCAUCCGGCCCGACUCGGCCCACAAGAUGCUGGUGCGCGAGAACGGCGUUCACUCGCUGGUCAUCGAGCCCGUGGGCGCCCGCGACGCCGGAGUCUACACGUGCAUCGCCAGCAACCGCGCCGGGCAGAACUCCUUCAAUCUGGAACUCAUCGUCGCAGCCAAAGAGCUGCACAAAGCUCCAUCGUUCACAGAGAAGCUCCAGAACACGAGCGUGGCCGAGGGGCACCCCGUGCGUCUGGAGUGCCGCGUCAGUGGCGUCCCGUACCCGCAGAUUUUCUGGAAACGCGAGAAUGAGUCGCUCACGCACAACACGGACAGAAUUAGCAUGCACCAGGACAACUGCGGCUACCUGUGCAUGAUCAUCCAGCCGGCCACCAAGGAGGACGCCGGUUGGUACACCGUGUCGGCCAAGAAUGAGGCGGGCAUCGUCUCCAGCACUGCCCGCCUUGAUGUGCACGGCCAGAACCAGCACCCGACGAGCGCGCGGAAGGCCAAGUCGCUGCGUCCGUCCAGCAGCCGCUACGCCGCCUUGACAGAGCGCGGCCUGGACGUCAAAGCGGCCUUCUUCCCUGACAGCAGCAGCCCUCUGCCGCCAGGAUCCCUCGUGGAGAGCGAUGACCUGUAGGGGGCGCCUCUCCGGCCCUCUACACACCUUCCUGCUUCUUCUUCCUCGUUUUUUUUUUUUUUUUUUUUUUUUUUUUUUAAGUGAUGAGCAAGUGCAAGAUGGGAAAAGGCGAGCGAGUAAGCAAACAAGGCCGGGCCUUCAAGGAUCAGUACAAGGAAGAUGUGUGUCGGUUUUGGUUGUGGCAAGACGGACGGUUGUUGUUUCAGUUUGACGUGAACACUUUUCAGUGUCACAAAUUGUCCAGUUUAUUUUUGUAUUAAAAAAAAAAGACUAUUUCCAUAGCCAACAUUUUAAAUUAUGUCAUCAGUCUGUAUCACAACACUUUUUUUUUUUUUUUGCAUGUGAUCUUGGACACUCGCGUGUGUGUGUGUGCACCGUGCCAAAACAACAUUUACCAUCUUUCCUGUCAUAAGCACAUUAUGAUUAGUAGUUAUUAAUCCAUCAUCAAGCGUGUGUUUUUCAUGCCAAGCCAUGCCUGUAUAUGGAUUUAUCUCCACCGCUGAUGUUAUAUUAGUUCAUGAACCUUGAAAAUAAAGAUUCUUACAUCUC